AUGAAAUUUUGGCCCCAGGAAAAGCACAGGUCCGGAGACUACAAAAGGGCUGAGAGAGACUCGAACGAUAGUCGGUUUGACGAAGGACCACCGUUAACUGACACGCAUGGACAAAAUUCCCUUGAUUCGGAGACGCUGCUUGAUCAUGAUGACGAGAAACAGAUAGACCAAGAUCAGCUGAAACAGCACUUGUCCUGGUCUGUUCGAGAUAAGAUGUUUAAGCAAGUGGAUGGCGAAUUAUUUCCAGCCAAGGACGUCAAAGAUCAAUUGCUAGGACGGCUAGAACCAGGCCCUGUACUCGACGAUCUGUGGCAAGAUUAUGAGAUGCAGCGAAAUUUCAUGUUGACCCGCGAACAAGUUAUUGCCAUGGGUAAAGAUCCGGAGAUGGCAGUUAAAUUACCAGACGAAAUCUUCGGCUUGGGCCAGGACGCGUACUUGGGGGGACUAGAUGCUUUCCAUAUCCUGCACUGCUUCAACGCUAUUCGCACUGAAGCCUUCAAAGAUUAUUACUUUGACGGAGAAAGGUAUCAUAUGGAAGGAUACGGACCGGAUUCCAUUCCCAAACGCAACCAUUCCGAAAUGUUCUGGAUCCAUUUGCGGCAUUGCAGUGAUAUAAUUGUCCAGUUUCUCAUGUGUAACGCUGAUACGACAAUGACCACUUAUUCAUGGAUUGAAACGCAGGAAAGGCCAUUUCCUGACUUCUCUGUGAAUAAGAAAUGUAUUGAUUUCGACACUUUAGUUCGCUGGCGGGAUGAUAACGCGUUGGAUUUUGAGGAUGCUGGAAUGAUUCGACGACCUCCAGGGGCAUAUGAGGUAGCUGUAAGUGAGAUAUACUGGCAGAUCAUGGGAAAUGAGACCCAUCCAGGAGAUAAGAGGCAUCAUCCUCUUUGGGAUUGA
Molecule: messenger RNA, 897 nt
Organism: Talaromyces stipitatus ATCC 10500
Lineage: Eukaryota; Fungi; Ascomycota; Eurotiomycetes; Eurotiales; Trichocomaceae
Exons: 2
Coding region: 1-897 (298 amino acids)
Biological process (GO): mycotoxin biosynthetic process
Source: RefSeq, a predicted model, not a curated record